Messenger RNA from Oreochromis niloticus (Nile tilapia), 1594 nucleotides. RefSeq names its product putative nuclease HARBI1. The record is from RefSeq and is a predicted model, not a curated record. The coding region runs from base 101 to 1270 and encodes 389 amino acids. The transcript has 3 exons. Lineage: Eukaryota; Metazoa; Chordata; Actinopteri; Cichliformes; Cichlidae.
GUAAACAGCUGUGAAAUUGGACUGUCUAGCCUUCUCGAUCUACUCCCGCCCUUAAUUCAGAGUAUUUCCGGUUGUCAGCGCCACGGCACGAAAAUCGAAAAUGGACCCCGAAAUCCUGCUCCGUUUUUUGUGUUCAUUUUUAAUUAUCAACGAGCUAAGAAAACUGUGUCGCGGUCGUCAUCGCCGGCAUGUUUUGUACUCCAGGCUCAUCAGAGAAAAUCAUAUCCAGACAAGGCCGUUGUACUGCAGGAUUAACCAAAGUGUACCAGUCCUGGACCAUUUUUUUAGCCAGGAGGAUCCCAGGCCUGAUUUUCGGCUAAGCAGGGAGUCUCUGGCAGUGUUGUUAAAUCUCCUGAACCAGGAUCGGCGGCAUGGAUGGGGUGCCACAAUUGAGAUCCUGGUGUUUCUUUUCUGGUUGGCAAGUGGAGCAUCCUACAGGGUGGUCUCAAGAGUGUUUGGGAUGCCUCGUUCCACUGUCCACUACAUCGUCCACCGAGUCACGAAAGAGGUGUUGGCCAUUCGCUACCUGGUCAUCCACCUCCCAACAACCCCAGAGGACCUGGAGGUAGUGUUCCGUGGGUUUGCAGGGCUGGCACGCCACAGAGCCUUUAUGAAAGCGGUGGGUGCAAUCGACGGCUGCCACAUACGCAUCAAGUGUCCAAGUGGCCCUGAUGGUCAGUGCUAUAGGAACAGAAAACUGUUUCCAUCAAUCAUCUUGCAGGCGGUUUGUGACCAUCGGGGCCGCUUCAUCGACACAUACGUGGGCUGGCCUGGGUCGGUGCAUGAUUCCAGGGUGCUCCGCCACAGCCCACUGUACAGUCAGUCAGUCUACCCUCCUCCAGUGCAUUUCAUCCUCGCAGAUGGAGGGUACCCAUGCCUCCAGCGUCCACUCCCCCUCAUCACACCCUACAAGAGGCCAGUCCAAGGUGUGGGAGCCCAGCGCUUUAACAGCCAUCAUUCCAGGGCACGCUCCAUAAUAGAGCGUGCUUUUGGGAUGAUGAAGAGCAGGUUCAGGGCCAUCUUCCUGCAAGCGCUGGAGGUGCACCACACCUUUGUACCUCAUGUAAUAACAGCAUGUGCCAUCCUCCACAACAUUUGCCUCAGUGCUGGCGACAUUGUGGCUCCUGAGGAUGAACCUGAGGAAGAUGGAGCAGAGGAUGAUGAGGGGGAUGCUGGAUUGGAGGCAGUCAGUGGUGCUCUGUGGCGGGACCAGCUGUCUGCUGAGGUGUCUGCCCUGGAGGAGGUACCACCAGACCAUGACUACUGUUAACAGGCAAGUAAACAUUUAUCUAAGCAUCUUUUUUAAUACCACUUUUUCAAACUGUUGUCUGCUACAGAGUCACAAGUAUUAUACUAGUAGUGAAUCCACUUUCUCUGGUUUGCAUAUUUCUGAAAAACCUCUUAGUGGUGUGGCAACCGUCGAUUAAGUCAGCCCUGCAAACCAGUGGAUGGACGAUGCCGUGGACAGAGGGAGGAAGCAUCCUAAAACUCUCUUUGCAGACCACCCUGUGCGAUUCUCCACUUUCUGACCAGAAAAGACAAACCACGCUUCACAGUCGCAGCACCCCAUCCAUGUCUGAUCUUCCUUCAGCAA